Messenger RNA from Sphaeramia orbicularis (orbiculate cardinalfish), 5335 nucleotides. RefSeq names its product SMAD specific E3 ubiquitin protein ligase 2 (gene smurf2). Gene Ontology annotation, molecular function: ubiquitin protein ligase activity; SMAD binding. The transcript has 19 exons. Gene Ontology annotation, biological process: protein ubiquitination; proteasome-mediated ubiquitin-dependent protein catabolic process; negative regulation of BMP signaling pathway. Bases 515 to 2827 code for a protein of 770 amino acids. Lineage: Eukaryota; Metazoa; Chordata; Actinopteri; Kurtiformes; Apogonidae. Gene Ontology annotation, cellular component: cytoplasm. The record is from RefSeq and is a predicted model, not a curated record.
ACACACACACACUGGGACUUGUGUGUGAGUUACAGCGAGGUGCCACAUGUUGGAGAAAUGUUUCACUCCCACAAAGUGUGCUGUCGUCACUGGUCAGCUCCUACCAGCAGCCUCCUGAAGUGGAUCCACGGCGGAGGGCUUAACAGUUCAACUCUCGAGCGGAGCGGAGAGGAGGACUCGGUCCGAGGCGCAGCCAGGCUCCUGAAGAUGUGAAGACAAACGUCGUGUUACGGCGACUCCACACUUACCCGGUUAUACGUUUCACACGGGUCGUUUCGUCGUUUCCAGUAAAUGCACGUAGCAGCAGUGCUCCAUUCGCUAUUUUGCUUUUUAUUUUUAUUUUUAAUUUUUUGCAUUUGUGCGCGAGCGCUAUGGCAGUUCAAUCAACAUCCGGGCCACAAUGCCUUGACUCCAUUAUUGUCUAAAACUGGCGGAGAGGUUAAUAAACCUUGUCAUUUUUCACAGUUAACCACGCAUUUUUGUUACGUGCAGUGAAGGCUGAAACCGAGGGGAGAUGUCUAACCAAGGAAUUCGGCGGAAUGGCCCAGUGAAGCUGCGAUUAACAGUCCUCUGUGCCAAAAACCUGGUGAAAAAGGACUUCUUCCGCCUCCCUGAUCCCUUUGCAAAGGUGGUCGUGGACGGUUCAGGGCAAUGCCACUCUACAGACACUGUGAGAAACACACUUGACCCCAAGUGGAAUCAACACUAUGACCUAUACAUUGGAAAGUCAGACUCCAUCACUAUCAGUGUGUGGAAUCACAAGAAAAUCCACAAGAAGCAAGGCGCUGGCUUCCUGGGCUGUGUCCGCCUUUUAUCCAACGCUAUCAACCGCCUUAAAGACACAGGCUACCAGCGACUAGACUUGAACAAGCUCAGUCCCAAUGACAGCGACACAGUCAGAGGCCAGAUAGUGGUGAGCCUGCAGUCUAGGGACCGGAUAGGCACAGGAGGCCCUGUGGUGGACUGCAGUCGGCUGUUUGACAAUGAUCUUCCAGAUGGCUGGGAGGAGAGGAGGACCGCGUCUGGACGAAUCCAGUACUUGAACCACAUCACACGCACCACACAGUGGGAGAGGCCAACCAGACCAGCGUCCGAGUACUCCAGCCCGGGCCGGCCACUCAGCUGCAUUGUUGAUGAAAACACGCCCAUCAGCACCAAUGGGGCCACACCCACCACGGCGUUGCCAGCUAGCGACGGCGACCAGCGUGCCCACGAGAGACGGGUCCGCUCCCAGAGGCACCGCAACUACAUGAGCAGAACUCACCUGCACACGCCUCCAGACCUUCCUGAGGGAUAUGAGCAGCGGACCACGCAGCAGGGCCAAGUGUACUUUCUCCACACUCAGACUGGUGUUAGCACGUGGCAUGACCCCAGAGUACCCAGAGAUCUGAGUAAUGUGAACUGUGAAGAAUUAGGCCCUCUACCCCCUGGAUGGGAGAUCCGAAACACUGCCACCGGGAGAGUUUACUUUGUCGAUCACAACAACCGGACGACACAGUUCACAGAUCCACGCCUCUCUGCCAACCUGCAUCUAGUCCUUAAUCCAAGCCCAAAUGGUUCUCGAGGAGGCAUCGAAACUCAGAAUGUCAGUCGUCAGAACCAGUUGAAGGAUCAGGUCCAGCAGGCUCUGGUGUCCCCCGGUCAGCUCCCAGAGGAGGCAGAGUGCCUCACCGUGCCCAAGUACAAGAGAGACCUUGUUCAGAAGCUCAAGAUCCUCCGCCAGGAGCUGUCCCAGCAGCAGCCUCAGGCUGGCCACUGCCGCAUUGAGGUGUCCCGGGAGGAGAUAUUUGAGGAAUCAUAUCGGCAGGUGAUGAAGAUGAGGCCAAAGGACCUGUGGAAAAGGCUCAUGGUGAAGUUUAGAGGAGAAGAGGGCCUCGACUAUGGAGGAGUGGCAAGGGAGUGGCUCUACCUGUUGUCACACGAGAUGCUGAACCCAUACUAUGGGCUGUUCCAGUACUCCCGUGAUGAUAUCUACACAUUGCAGAUUAACCCGGACUCUGCUGUCAACCCUGAGCAUUUGUCCUACUUCCAUUUUGUGGGCCGAAUCAUGGGGAUGGCAGUGUUUCAUGGCCACUACAUCGACGGAGGCUUCACCUUACCCUUCUACAAACAGCUCUUGGGUAAACCCAUAACCCUGGACGACAUGGAGUCUGUGGACCCCGACCUACACAACAGCCUUGUCUGGAUUCUGGACAACGACAUCACAGGUGUGCUGGACCACACCUUCUGUGUUGAACACAAUGCUUAUGGGGAGAUCAUCCAGCACGAACUCAAGCCGAACGGUAAAAGCAUCCCCGUCACCCAGGACACCAAGAAAGAAUACGUGCGGCUUUACGUCAACUGGCGCUUUCUGCGAGGAAUCGAGGCCCAGUUCCUGGCUCUGCAGAAGGGCUUCAAUGAGGUCAUCCCUCAACACCUGCUCAAGGCUUUUGAUGAGAAAGAACUAGAGCUGAUUGUGUGUGGCCUGGGUAAGAUCGACAUCAAUGACUGGAAGUCCAACACACGGCUUAAACACUGCACUCCAGACAGCAACAUUGUCAAGUGGUUCUGGAAAGCUGUGGAGUCUUUCGAUGAGGAGCGCAGAGCCCGGCUGCUGCAGUUCGUUACAGGCUCCUCCAGGGUCCCACUGCAAGGCUUCAAGGCCCUGCAAGGUGCUGCUGGUCCACGGCUCUUUACCAUCCACCAGAUUGAUGCCAGCACCAACAACCUGCCCAAAGCCCACACCUGUUUCAAUCGGAUCGACAUUCCUCCGUACGAACACUACGACAAACUGUAUGACAAGUUGCUCACUGCCAUCGAGGAGACGUGUGGUUUUGCCGUGGAGUGAGUUUCACAGACACAGGCAGAGCGCAACAUCAUUCAGAAGCAACAUGGUCCGGCUGUGAUCACCCCCCUUUUUCCUGCCUCCAAACAUAAGAUAAACCCACUCAGAUGGGGGGGAGGAUCAUCCAAGGUUGCUUCACCCAGGGAUGCCCACACAUCCUGGGUACAUGUGGCCAAGUCAAGAGAGGGUGUGCAGAGAAGACCAGAAAAUGUCAUCUGACGCUGAUAUAUAUAUUUUUUUUACCCUCCAGCUCUCCUUUGCAUUUUUUUUUUAUCAUUGAAAAGGAUCUCUUCAGCUGCUAAUAACUCAGACUAUUUACUAACUUGUGGAACCUGCAGAAUUUGCUGGCUCUUCCUUUUUUUCUAAGAUUCAUUUUAGCAUUUAAAUAAAUAAACCGUACUCCAUGUAGCAAAGCUCCAUCUUAACAAGAAGACAAGGUCAGUUCACUCUGAAACAAUAGCCGCAUUAACAAGGAAAAUGGUUUGUUUGCAGGGUUAUUAACGGUUACUACAACCCGCUCGGAAACACUACAUUUGGAUGCAUGACUCUGGCUCCGCGGUACCUUGGAGUGAGUACGCUGGGGCUAUCGGUAACGCCAAGGCUGGAAAACGGGCAUGUGUGCGGGCAUGAAGACGAGACUGAAUUGAACCAGAGGCCGACUGUUUACAACCCUCUCCAAAGACAGCAGACGGGAUCUCUGCUCCUGAGUCACCGCCCAACAACCAGCACUGCAUUCCCACAAACCUAUUUCACACAUUUAACAAACUAGUUUUGUUUGAAAAAGGAAUAAAUAGCUUGAAAUGUGUUAUUUUUAUAUAACAGGGAAAGUUGAAAAGGAAACAAUAAAAUUCUAUAUAAUAUAUAUAAUUUAUUGCUGUUAUAUUUCAGAAACCCCUUUCAUUUGUUUCAGGCAAAAUAAAAUAAAAAUCUUUUAAAUGUUAAGUGUUGCUGUUUAAAUUAUAGAAUACAAUUUGUGAAAACAGAAUUAAACUUGACUGAAAGGAUGCUGCGGUCCACGUCUUGAUGCAACUUCUCUCAUCUUAUACGCGGAGAUGUGUCUUAAGGGCAAAAAACUCUGAAAUACAAUGUCCUCUGAGUGCCAUAAUCAUUAAUGAAUGAAUGAAUCUGUGCAAAUAUUGAGCAGACCCUUUAAAUUCUACUGAUCUCAUCCUGGAGCUGCAUGUAGUGGUGUCAUGUUUUGGCUUACUUGCCUUUUUUUUUUUCUUUUUUUUUUUUAACGGGUCAUCAUUUGUAGCUGGUCUGAACUAUUGUAACUAUUGUGUAAUCUGCCAUUUAUUUCUAAUGGUAUUCUGUCCAGAUCAAAAAAAAAUCUGUCAUCUAUUUUAUGCUGCUUCCAUACUGUUGAAAAAAAGAAAAAAAACACCUCUACUACCUUCUACCCAUGUGGUGCUAAACAACAUUAAUGUUUGUUCUAAUGUAUAAGAUUGGCGACCUUCCUCACUAACAUACUACUGCUUCACAUAACACUCUGCUCAUGCUCAAACCUGCAUGUGGCCAUCAAACAUGUACAAGAGCUGUGUUUAGCCACAUUCUCAGGAGACGUAGUUUGUAAUGUCAUCUAAUUACUCAGCUGACAAACUAAUUCUGACCAUUUGUUUCAAUUUCCUGAAUGUUUCUGUUACAUCACUGGCCAGAUUUGUCAUUUGCGUUGCCCACAGCAGACCAUGAACAUAGUAAUUUUUUGCAUGUCUUCAUAUGAGCUUUUGGUUGAAAGACCUGAAUGAGAUGAACUCAUCUUUUUGCCUGCGAUACAGUCCUGUCGGUAAUGUGUUUUUUUUUUUUUUUUUGUUUUUUAAAGAGAAAGGGGGAUCGUUUUCUACAAUUUAAAAUGAAAUUCUUGAAUGUUUAUAAAAGAUGCUGCCUGUUUAGCAAUCUCAAUGACCGUGGACUGUUCUUAAAGUUUGCAUACACUUAAAAAAAAAAAGAACUGUUAAUUUUCAUUCUUUUAUGUAGACAAGUGUAUGCACAGUGAAAAGUGUCCUCAGAUGGUGCUUUGUACAGUAAUAAGAUAUUGUUCAUAUACAGUAUGUGGAUCAACAACCUGUAAUUUAUCUUUAACUUAAGUAGAAAAAGAUUUUUUUUUUUUAAUUAAAAAAAAAGGAGGAAUUGCACACAAAAAGAUUGAGGUCGCCAUAUGUAUUUAAUGGUGACUUCUAUACCAGAUAUUCACUCACCUCUUCUUUCACGUCCAGUGCACAAGCUGAUUGCCCUACUGUCUGUUCCCACACUACAUCGCUCAGCAAUGCCCCGUAGCUGCCUCUCACUGAAGAACUCAACUCUUUUGUUUUGUUUUUGUUUUCUUCUUUUGAACAAGUUGAGAGAUGACACUUUUUUCUUUUUUUUUUUAAACAGCAUGAUCCACAAGCAGGACUAUAUCUCUCAUAGCUGACUGAUGCAAUUUGAUGUAUGUUAACACUAUCAUUUUGUAAGAGUAUUUUAUUUUUGUGUGUAAUUAGUUCUAAUUAAACUUGCCUUUGUCUAACAAUGUAA